Molecule: messenger RNA, 2708 nt
Organism: Mizuhopecten yessoensis (Yesso scallop)
Lineage: Eukaryota; Metazoa; Mollusca; Bivalvia; Pectinida; Pectinidae
Product: ankyrin repeat and SOCS box protein 2-like
Exons: 3
Coding region: 184-1428 (414 amino acids)
Biological process (GO): intracellular signal transduction
Cellular component (GO): nucleus; cytoplasm
Molecular function (GO): protein binding
Source: RefSeq, a predicted model, not a curated record
UUCCGACGAUUGGUCGAUUGUAUUUGCAUGUGCUUUCUGCAUGUCAAACUAGAAGGACCAGGGCAGUAUGGUCGUCUGCUUAAAAAAGAUACGCAAGACUACAGCCAUUCUUCGACCGUUCAAAAUACUGCAUCCUGUGACUGAAACAGACAACAAGAUGACUGUCUUUGUGACUUAGAAGCCAUGGCAACAAGUGGUGGAUCCGGAGGAGAGACAGGAUUUGAGACACUGGUCUGUCCUGAUCUCAUGUCUGACGAUACCAGUAACCUUACUCCGCUGAGUCUGGCAUGUAAACAAGGCAAUGUAGAAAUGGUAAAAAUGUUGGUGCGGGAAGGAUCGGAUAUAGGUGCUCCUGGUAACGAUGGCAAGACCGCUCUGCAUUACACAUGUGAAGGAGGUGACAGAAUUAUAGAUGGCAAUGAUGAUGAACAGACAGAUGAUUUUCUCGAAAUUUUACAGUUUUUGCUUGACAGUGGUGCUAAUGUGGAUUGGAAAGACAACAUGGGCAGAACACCGCUCUUCACUGCUUGUGAGGCUGAUGAUAUAGCAAUGGUGUCAUUAUUAGUCCGACACAACUGUGAUGUCAACAUCCAGACAGUUGAUGGUGACUGUCCAAUCAGAGUAACAUGUCGCAAUGCUAAAUUCUGGACCUAUCGACCGGGAUCCGGCACUCAUACACAAAGCCAUCCAAGUCGUUUUCCUCCAAUACAGAUUACAAAGGUAUUGCUGCAGGCCAAUGCUGACAUCUCUAAGGCAACGUUGUUGCCAACAGCCGUGCAAUACAAAGAUGCAGAGUUAGUGAGAGAGCUCCUAGAACUGGGCAUGGACAUUAAUAUGCUUGACGAUAAUCAGUGCACUCCCCUGGGCGCAGCCUGCUCCUCUGUAAAUGUGCCCUGUUACAUUGUCAAACUUCUUCUAGAGCAUGGUGCUGAUGUGAAUAAAGGUGGUGGAUGGAGGAAACAGAAACCACUCAUAUUUGCUUAUGUUCACAAUUCAGUAGAGAAGAUAAGAUGGCUUCUUUCAUAUGGGGCGUCUCUCACACCCGACGAAAUGACAGAACUGGUAUCGUUGAGUUUUUCCAAGUCCAUUCUUGAGAACCCGGAAGUGAUUGGCCCUUACAGCAAAGAGUUGAUGUCCUGGCGCCUUCUAUUGGCUGCUGGGUUUCAGCCAUCGGGUCAAAGUGCCCAGCUGACAUACAAGAUGCAGCAACUGAAUAUCUGUAGUAGUUAUGAUAAGAUAUCGCCAUGGAUACAGAGCAUGCUUUACCCAAUGCAUUCGUUGAAGGAGAUCUGCCGCAUCUGCAUCAGAAAUAGCAUACCUGCCAGCAUUGAUAACAAUGUAAAAAAGUUGACACUUCCUAAAUCUUUGAAAGGCUUCCUUUUAUUUAAUGAAUUUAAUUUUGCAAAUGCAGAUACACAGACAAAGUAGACCCUUGACUUAAAUGCAAGCAAUGGUUUAAAAGUCAUUUUUGAUUGCCCAACGGUACUGAUGUAAUAAAUAUUAAGAGUCUAGCAAAUUAAGGCAAUAUGGGUAGACUAAAUUGCUGUUUUGGAUUUUUUUAAAAUAGUUAAGUGUCCAAUUUUUGCAUUCACCAUUUAACACAUUUCUGAGUAAACAAAAGCAUUUUUUUUUUAUAGAGAAACUUGUUUUUUUAUCAAUACUUAUAUUUCUAAGAAGAACAUCUUAUGAUGCUGUCAGAAUAAUGUUGAGUACAACUAUCAUAAUAUUUACAUUGUGUAAUGCCAACUGCCUGAAUAUUUGUUGUGCCAACUGUAAAAAGCCAUGAUUUGUAUUUAAAAAGGCUGCAAGCUGAAAUGCAAUAUUGUUAAAAGAAUUAACAAUUAUUUUGUAUUUGUAAGUUAUUCUAAGAAUGAUUUACAAAUACCUAGUCUAUGAUAAUACAUUGUACCUGGUGCAUUAUUUCAUUGUAUCUAAUUGAAUGUGUUGUAUUUGUAUGUGUCGAGUUUGUCUUUCCAAAAGAUGACAAUUGAGAAAUAUUUCAUACUGCAAUAGAAUGAAUUAAAUAUUUGCCGCCGUUAUAUAUAUAUGUGCCAAUAUGUUGAUUAACUAGCCACCUGUAAAGCUUGUGUUUUUGGUGUAGUUCAAUGUUUUUGCUAUUUUUUAGAUAGAUAUUUGUAACAAUAAGAUCAAAUGAAUUUUUUUAUUCAUUUAGAGAAAUUUGGUAUGGGAGCGCAGUAUUUCACUAAUAGAAAUUUAUAAAAAAUUGAGACAUAUAUAUGACAACUUUUGUUAACAUUUGGAAAAUAUGGUUAUUUUUAUAUAUACCCCCAGUAUAUUUGCAACGGAUUGGCGAUUUUGAGAAAUGUACCAAAUUAAGUUUGUAAGCGCAACUUACCGAUGCAUAUGCCAUAAGAUGUUAUCAUUAUAAUCAGUAAUUUAAUGUAUGCAAUGCAGCCUCUGAAUUAAUUAACUAAAGGUAAAUAUGGAUUUAAAUUAUUUAUUCAUAUAAUAUACAGAGUGGUGAAAUUAUGAAUUGAUGGAUGAACACUUGUUCCCUUGUGUUAACGGAUGUACUUUAUACAUGGCGUACGAAUAGGGUCGAGAUUUGGCUAAUAAUAAUAGACUGGUUGUCUCUUGCCUUAAUCUUUCCAGGUUUUGUUUGAUAAUAUCUACCGGUGAUUUUUAGGUCACCUUUGCUAAAGUGACCUAUUCUAAUUGCUUUCCGUCCAUCGUCAUAUUUUUUUUAC